UCCUGAGUGCUGGGAUUAAAGGUGUGAGCCACCACCACCUAGAGUUUGUUGUUACUCUUCAUUUACAUUUGAGAGUAGUUGGAGAUCUUAAAACAGAGAUUUUUUCCACAGGAUUGUAUCUGCAUGGCUUGCAAUGACAUUUAUGGAAAAAAACAUGGAAUCUGCAUAAACCAUAGAUUAAAGGAGUCCACUAACAUAGCAGAUCCAAGGUCAGACUGCGCAGUGCUGCUCCAUCCAUCAGCAUCCACCAACAAGAGCCAAGUGCAGUGAAAUAUAUGCAGCAGCUGUAGGAAAAACCAUGGGCUGGCUGCGUAGGGGAGACGUCCAGUGAGGAACCGGAAGUCCUCGAACUUGGUGCUGGGUUAGAGUGGGACGUGUCUUAUGGAGGACUCAGCUCAUCUCCAUGUGUACCCAUGGUACCUUGAUGAUGACCAAGUGAUUCCAGCCCAGCCUCCUGUGCUCAGUUUCCAAGAAGGUAUCUGAGACUCGCCUGCCGCCUGAGAUGUCCUGCCUUGUUUCCCUCCCAAGCCAUGGAGCUGACCUUAGCUGUUUGCUCAUCUCGGGACCUGCGGCUCUAUUCUUCCAGGUGUUCAGACACCAUUCUCUUCUGACUCAAGAUGAUUUGAUGUCUGAAGUGAAUCUUCAUCAACCAUGAUGGCUACACAGACGUUAAGUAUAGACAGCUAUCAAGAUGGACAGCAAAUGCAGGUGGUAACCGAGUUAAAAACAGAGCAAGAUCCCAACUGCUCUGACCCAGAUGCAGAAGGAGUGAGUCCUCCUCCCAUGGAGUCUCAGACCCCAAUGGAUGCCGACAAGCAGGCAAUUUAUAGGCACCCGCUAUUUCCAUUACUAGCUUUGUUGUUUGAGAAAUGUGAGCAGUCCACACAGGGCUCAGAAGGCACAACCUCUGCCAGCUUCGAUGUGGACAUUGAGAACUUUGUCAGGAAGCAAGAGAAGGAUGGGAAGCCCUUCUUCUGUGAAGAUCCAGAAACUGACAACUUAAUGGUGAAAGCAAUCCAGGUUCUGCGCAUUCAUCUUCUUGAACUGGAAAAGGUUAAUGAACUCUGUAAAGAUUUUUGUAGUCGGUACAUUGCUUGUCUGAAGACAAAAAUGAACAGCGAGACCCUGUUGAGUGGGGAGCCUGGGAGCCCUUACUCCCCUGUGCAGUCCCAGCAGAUUCAAAGCGCCAUCACAGGCACUCUCAGCCCCCAGGGAAUCGUGGUGCCAGCAUCAGCCCUGCAACAGGGAAAUGUAACCAUGGCAACAGUGGCAGGUGGCACAGUAUACCAGCCUGUCACCGUCGUCACUCCACAAGGUCAAGUGGUCACACAGGCGUUGUCUCCUGGGACAAUUAGGAUCCAGAACUCCCAGCUUCAGCUGCAGUUGAAUCAAGAUCUCAGCAUCUUGCAUCAAGAAGAUGGCUCCUCCAAGAACAAGAGGGGUGUCCUGCCGAAACAUGCCACCAAUGUGAUGCGGUCCUGGCUCUUUCAGCACAUAGGGCAUCCCUACCCAACAGAGGAUGAAAAAAAGCAGAUUGCUGCUCAGACAAAUUUGACACUGCUUCAAGUUAACAACUGGUUCAUCAAUGCCCGAAGACGAAUUCUCCAGCCAAUGUUGGAUUCCAGCUGUUCAGAGACUCCAAAAACAAAGAAAAAGCCUGCUCAGAACAGGCCAGUUCAGAGGUUUUGGCCGGAUUCUCUUGCAUCAGGAGUGGCACAAGCGGCACCCAGUGAGCUCGCCAUGUCAGAAGGUGCCGUUGUGACCAUCACCACACCUGUAAACAUGAAUGUGGACAGCCUUCAGUCCCUGUCCUCAGAUGGGGCCACCUUGGCCGUACAGCAGGUCAUGAUGGCAGGGCAGAGUGAAGAUGAGUCGGUGGACAGCACAGAAGAUGACGGGGGUGCGCUGGCCCCCACACACAUCAGUGGGCUGGUGCUGGAGAACAGUGACUCCCUGCAGUAGGACCUGCGCCAGCAGGGCCAGCGCGGAGCUGGAGCACCUGACUCUUUAUUGUUUGCACAGCAAACAUUUUACACAGUUUUCUUUGUAAUAUGUUUUAUAUGUAGAUAUAGAAGAAUAGAAGAGUGCACUUUUGUAUUUCACAGCAAGCUUCAAGAUGUCUUCGCUGGUGCAGCGACUUCCUUCGGAUGUGCGUGUGUGGGUUUUUAAUGCUAGAAAAGUGAUGAGUGGCCCCUGCCCCUCCAUCCUGACAGGAUUAAGGAACAAUGCUGCCAUUUUUUACAAAAUGAUGCAGUUGCAGUUGAGUUCUGUGGUUUACAGCAGGCUGGGGGCUGCUGCUUAUGUCGCCCAUAGAUCUGAAGAUGACCUGCACAUGGGCUGCAGGGCAAGAAGACACUGGCCCUGGUGGGCUGCGAGUGCCCACAGCACACUUGAGUUCUCUUUGGGCAGCAUUUGCCUGUUUCAUUUGCUAUAUAGAAAAAGAAACUCCUAUUUUUACCUUGCUGGGAUUAUUGGAUAAAAAGCUAUUUUUAUAGAUCAAUUAUUAAUUGGAUUAUGACUAUAUUAGGAUAAAUUUCUAGAGAAGGAACAGCACAUGCUUGUCUUUGGAUUUGGAAUGUUCUGAAAGGCAGCCGCCCAUGGUGGUCUCCUGCUCCCUGGGCGGGGGUCUCACCAUAACUGCCCAAAGGAAGCAACCGUCAAGUGAACUUUUGACAUCUCCAGUUUGUGUUCAUAUGAUACUCAGACUACAGUUUACACUUGCUGUAGCGUCUCACAGAGUGUACUCAGUAGAAUGGACGGUAAGUGAGCUGCCGCCACGCAGUGCCCUUAGUGUCAUAGCUCUCUGCCAUUCCUAGUCCAGCCUAAGUCAAACCUGACUGCAGUUACAUGGCUGCCUUGCCAUGAUAACUGGGUGGUAAUUUUAGAUUUUUUUUUAGUUAAAACAUGUUAUACAUAGAAUGUUUAUUAUAAACUAAUAUAAAAUGUGCUCUUCCCCACUGGCUCAGAGCUGGGGAAACAUGAAACACCCAAACCGUCUUACACAAUGGGCAGACCUCUGGAGUUAGACCCGUGCAGGGAUUGUCCCAGUGGCCCCACUCUCUGCUCACAGAGUCUGCAAUGCUCUUGCUGUCACACACUCACAGUGCAGGUGCUGCUUCCCAUUUCCAGAGUCCUCCCCUUCCACGAUUUAGGACAGUUUGGGGACUUCAUUUCCUGGUGUCAAGACAGAGCAGGCUGUAGGCUGAGGUUUGGGGGUUUGCUUUUGGUUUACUUGGGAGGCCUUUUCUCCGAAAACUAGUUCCCUACUUCAUGUUGAGCAAGCGGCUGUAUUUUCACGGAAGGUACCUAGGCCAACCUGCUGUGCAGCUGUCAAGGGUGCCAUUCUUGGGAACCAAGGGUGGUAAUUGGUUAUGGCCAAGGUUACCUUAGAAGGACAUCUUUAGCUAAUUCACAUUUUUCUUCUGGACCGGUUCACACCCACCCCAACUGUUUUGAUUCCGUUUAGUCAUAGAGCUGAUACCUGGACAGCCAAAUAGUCACAAGAAAAAUAGGGUCUCCUUUCAAACCAUUGAAGGAGCCUGCACAACAAAACCAGAACAACAAAAUAAACAAAACCAAAAAUCUUGCCAGCAACUUUUCUGAGGAGAGAAUAAUGUGUCAAGCAGCCUUUCCAUUACUUACUCUCAAAUUACUUUAAUGUUUUAAGUCAUGUAUAUAAAAGCCUGAUAGACUGUCAGUAUUGGGUUUAAAGCAGAAAUGCAUCGCCCCUGUGAGCUCCUGCAGAGGUCUGCACUCUCUCUAAAGGAAGCCUAGUCCCUGCUGUCUGGCUUGCAUGCCAGCUGGUGGCUAGCUGGGAUUUGAACACCGUGAUCCAGUGUGUCCUUUCCAGUUGAAUCAGCUUUCUUAAGCCCUGAACUCUCAGCUGCUAAAUUCAGAGGGAUAACAUGAAGAUCUUGAGAAAACCUGGGUGUAGUGGCACACUCCUGGAAUCCCAAAUCUCAGAACUCGAGACAGGAGGUAAGCCUGGCCUACAUAACCUGACUCUAAAAACAGAUUGUAAAAGAGCUGGCACAGUGUCAUAGCCUGAGUUUCUGUCCACCUCCCAUGCAUACUGAGAUGCCUCUAAGUAACUCCCAUGAGGCAAGCUGUUCACAGAAUUGCCGCCCAGCACAUUUCUUGUCUGUCAGUUGCACGUUCAAGACACCUGCUUACUGGGCAUUGUGGCAUGUACCUGGAAUACAAGCACUUAGGAGGCCGAAGCAGGAGGAUUACUGCAAGGCUUAGAUUAGUCUGGUGCAUUUUGAAACCCUGUCUCAAGAGCCCAAGCAUAACUUCUGCUCUCCUUUCCUUGGCCUGUGGAGAAAAUCUGAAAGUCCAUCUCCUUUGGGCUUUGUUUAAAUGGUCAGAUUCCAGCUUCCAUUCCUAUUAAAGUCCUCCCUGACAUUGGAGCCUUUCGAAUGGGUUCUGAGUCAACCUGUGUCAUUCUGCUGUUUGGCUGCCUAGCAGAAAUCUAGACUGGCUGAGCACCCAUCUGGUGGCUUCAGUUUUCUCCCUUUUGAGUCCAGAUUGUCAAAUAGAAGUGUAUAUGCAAUAUGCACUGUGACCUUUCCGCCUAAGGCUGAUGGGACACUGUGUAGCCUGCUGAGUGGCCGGCGCACCUGUGCGGGCAUUCGGCAACAUGCUCCCCUCUGCAUAGCUCCCGCACACUGCAGGGAAUACCCACCCAUCCUGAGGACUUCUCCCGCAGGUGGCCACAGAACUCGGCAGUCUGCCUUCUUCAGUUAAGUUCGGUCUUUGAAACUGACAAUCUUUAAAAUGUGAAUACUGUAACGAUAUGUUUUCUCGGAUUGUUGUCUUUAAAAGGAUUUUUGUGAAACAAUUGAUUUAUCAGAGAAAAAAUUAAAAACAAAAACAUGC
Molecule: messenger RNA, 4878 nt
Organism: Microtus ochrogaster (prairie vole)
Lineage: Eukaryota; Metazoa; Chordata; Mammalia; Rodentia; Cricetidae
Gene: Pknox1
Product: PBX/knotted 1 homeobox 1
Biological process (GO): regulation of DNA-templated transcription
Molecular function (GO): DNA binding
Source: RefSeq, a predicted model, not a curated record